Molecule: messenger RNA, 1974 nt
Organism: Oncorhynchus gorbuscha (pink salmon)
Lineage: Eukaryota; Metazoa; Chordata; Actinopteri; Salmoniformes; Salmonidae
Gene: slc19a2
Product: solute carrier family 19 member 2
Exons: 6
Coding region: 204-1685 (493 amino acids)
Biological process (GO): vitamin transport; transmembrane transport
Cellular component (GO): plasma membrane
Molecular function (GO): vitamin transmembrane transporter activity
Source: RefSeq, a predicted model, not a curated record
UGGUAAGUUAUACCAGCGUGUGUGCCUCAUUUUGUUUUUUAAAUACACUUUUAUUUUGUUGCCUUAGACGAACCCUCUCUUGGCUCUCAUUUAAUUGGCCGAAGGUUCUGUCGUCAUUUUACUGCGACGCACAAUAUUUUCACUUGGUUUUCCAUAUUGCUGUCAGAUCAAAUCUAGCGACAGUGGUGCGUGGAGGUCAUGUUAUGGUGUGCUUUUUUUGGGUUGACAUGUCUCAACUAUAUCCCACGAUCUUACUUUGUGUUUAUGGAUUCUUCUCUAAUCUCCGACCUUCUGAGCCUUUCUUAACUGCGUUUUUGAUGGGACCUGAUAAAAACCUUACUGAAACAGAGCUUGUAAAUGAAAUCUACCCAAUAUGGACCUAUUCCUACCUCGUGCUACUCUUCCCAGUUUUCCUGGCCACGGACUACCUGUGUUACAAGCCUGUGCUGAUCCUGCAGGCGGUGAGCUUGGUAGUGACCUACUUAAUGCUAGUGAAGGCCCAGGGCGUGCUGGCCAUGCAGCUUCUGGAGUUGUUCUUUGGCCUCGCCACUGCCACAGACAUAGCCUACUACUCUUACAUCUACAGUGUGGUGGAGCCGGCCCAGUACCAGAGAGUCACUGGUUACUGUCGUAGUAUUACGUUACUGGGCUCCGCUGCUGGCUCGCUGGCUGGGCAGCUGCUAGUGUCUGUGGCUCAGAUCCGGCUGCUCUACCUCUGUAUUAUCACAUUGGUGUCGGCCAUCUUGGCCUUCGUGGCGCCCUGGUUUUUGCCCAUGCCCAGUAGGAGUUUGUUCUUCCAUAAGCGCCAGGGGACAGAGGGGGAGAAGCUGGUGCAUCAGAACAGCAGGGUUCCCAUGGAUGAAGCAGAGGAUCCUGAGAGCAAAGUACCUCUGAAGAUUGAUGAGGUCACCAUGGUCGUGACGGCCAGUGAUGGGGGUGGAGCUAGCAGUGGCUUAGUGGACGUGUUAAGGAUCCUAUGGGAAGACUUCCUGCAGUGCUACUCAUGCCCUGCCCUCCUGGCUUGGUCGGUGUGGUGGGCCCUCUCUACGUGUGGCUACUUCCAGUUGGUCAACUAUGUUCAGGCCCUGUGGGAGAAAGUCCUGCCCUCCCAGGAGUUUGAGAUCUACAAUGGAUACGUGGAGACAGUCUCCACCUUGUUAGGUGCGUUAGCAGCCUUCGGGGUGGGCUCCAUCAAGGUCUCCUGGGCAGUCUGGGGAGAGCUGGCUCUCUGCAUCUUCUCAGUGGUCAUGGCUGUGGCUGUGUACCUCAUGGACACCAUCAGGAACAUCUGGGUGUGCUACACCUCCUAUGUGGUCUUCAGAGCCACCUAUAUGCUGCUGAUAACCAUCGCUACGUUUCAGAUUGCUGCCAACCUGAGUAUGCAGCGAUAUGCCUUAGUGUUUGGAGUGAACACUUUCAUUGCCCUGCUGCUUCAGACUCUGCUUACUGUUGUGGUAGUGGACUCUGUUGGGCUGGGCCUGGACAUUUUCCCACAGUUUCUCAUAUACGCCAGCUACUUCGCUGUGAUCGCAGUGAUCUUCCUCAUGGCCGGGCUGUACAAGCUGGUGUUGAGAAGAUCCCAGCCAGUGGCCCAGCCUCAGACUGAUAGUGGAGAGACUGAGUCAGACUGCCUUAGCAGAGACUCUCCUCCCCUCAACGAGCUGCAGCAGAACACAGGGACAUGACUACCUGUUUAUGGUGCAGUACUACAGAGGAACACGUCAGGACCGGUGUUGGACCCAAUUCCACUUAAACUCAGUCAAUUCAGGAUGAUUUGAAAUGGAAUUGACCCCAACCGGGGUCAUGACACCAUGCAAGUGUGUUGUACGCCUUCGCUUGCUCAAGCACAUGGUUCAUGGAUUGGGUGCAGGCAUAAAAACACUUGCAGAGUGUAACAUUUGAAUGUUUAUAUGAUAGCCUUAUGGGUUUAAUGAAAAUGUGUAGUUCGCCUAUAUUUAGGCUUUGUUUGAAUUC